Messenger RNA from Mus pahari (shrew mouse), 1250 nucleotides. It is a transcript of the gene Rnf113a, whose product is annotated as ring finger protein 113A. Gene Ontology annotation, cellular component: U2-type spliceosomal complex. The record is from RefSeq and is a predicted model, not a curated record. Gene Ontology annotation, molecular function: metal ion binding. The transcript has a single exon. Lineage: Eukaryota; Metazoa; Chordata; Mammalia; Rodentia; Muridae. The coding region runs from base 175 to 1200 and encodes 341 amino acids. Gene Ontology annotation, biological process: snoRNA splicing.
CCAAAAGUGACUGGCGUUCGCGGUCCGGCAAGCGUUCCAGGGCAGGAUUCUUUCUGUGGUCGUCGCCGUCCUCCUCCUCCUGUCUGAUCUGCUGCAGCACAAGACCACCACGGAGUGUGACGACGCGAAGCGGCCCCGGACGUCGCGGCAGUUUCAGAACUUGGGGGAUCUCUAAUGGCGGAGCAACUUUCUCCAGGGAAUUCUACCCAUCAGGUGUGCACGUUCCUCUUCAAAAAGCCUGGGCGGAAAGGAGCGGCGGGCCGCAGAAAGCGCCAGCUCUGUGAUGCAGGCUCCGGGGACAGCGGCAGCAGCAGUGACGAAGGCAACUCUGUGGUCCGCCCCAAGAAGAAGCAAGCGACCCACAAUCCGAUGAUCCAGAAGACGCGUGGCAGCGCUAAACAGAAGGCAACCUACAGCGGCUUGAGUAGCGAGGACGAGAAUGAACCGGAGGGUCUCGGCGUUGUCUACAAGUCUACCCGUUCGGCAAAACCCGUGGGGCCCGAAGAUAUGGGGGCGACCGCCGUCUACGAGCUGGACACUGAGAAGGAUCGAGAUGCACAGUCCAUCUUUGAGCGGAGCCAGAAGAUCCAAGAGGAGCGGAGGGGCAAGGAAGAUGACAAGAUCUAUCGGGGAAUCAAUAAUUAUCAGAAGUACGUGAAGCCCAAGGAUACAUCCAUGGGCAAUGCUUCCUCUGGGAUGGUGAGGAAAGGCCCCAUCCGAGCUCCUGAGCAUCUACGUGCCACCGUGCGCUGGGAUUACCAGCCCGACAUCUGCAAGGACUACAAGGAGACUGGAUUCUGCGGCUUCGGGGACAGCUGCAAAUUCCUUCAUGACCGUUCAGAUUACAAGCACGGGUGGCAGAUCGAACGUGAGCUUGAUGAGGGUCGCUAUGGUGUCUAUGAGGAUGAAAACUACGAAGUGGGAAGCGAUGAUGAGGAAAUACCAUUCAAGUGUUUCAUCUGUCGCCAGACCUUCCAAAAUCCAGUUGUCACCAAGUGUAGGCAUUAUUUCUGCGAGCGCUGUGCAUUGCAGCACUUCCGCACCACCUCACGCUGCUAUGUCUGUGACCAGCAGACCAAUGGUGUCUUUAAUCCAGCCAAAGAAUUGAUUGCUAAACUGGGAAAGCAUAGAGCUGAAGCAGAGGGUGAUGCUUCUGAUUUUCUAGAAGACAUAGAGGAGAAUCCAGUUUCCACUAUUUAGAUUUUCCGUAAUUCCCAGUCUCAAAAUAAAUGUUUUGUUGUUUCUUAAAA